This is a messenger RNA of Heterobasidion irregulare TC 32-1, 428 nucleotides long. RefSeq lists its product as uncharacterized. Gene Ontology annotation, molecular function: heme binding; electron transfer activity. The record is from RefSeq and is a predicted model, not a curated record. Gene Ontology annotation, biological process: mitochondrial electron transport, cytochrome c to oxygen; mitochondrial electron transport, ubiquinol to cytochrome c. Gene Ontology annotation, cellular component: mitochondrial intermembrane space. The coding region runs from base 1 to 327 and encodes 108 amino acids. NCBI's taxonomy places the organism in Eukaryota, Fungi, Basidiomycota, Agaricomycetes, Russulales, Bondarzewiaceae. The transcript has 5 exons.
AUGCCUUACUCUCCUGGUGACGCUGCUAAGGGUGCUGGCCUUUUCAAGACGCGGUGCGCCCAAUGCCAUACCGUUGGUGCUGGUGAGCCUCACAAGGUUGGCCCCAACCUCCACGGUGUCUUCGGUCGUAAGACCGGUCAAGGAGAAGGUUUCUCCUACACCGCUGCCAACGUGAACAAGGGCAUCACUUGGGACGAGAACACUCUAUUUGAAUACCUUGAGAACCCCAAAAAGUACAUUCCUGGUACGAAGAUGGCGUUCGCUGGCCUCAAGAAGGACAAGGACCGUAAUGACCUUGUUACAUGGUUGAAGGAGGCUACCGCAUAAGGGAUCUGAAUCGCAUUUAUCCCUAUCUCAUCCUUUCCUAUCAUAUACCUUCAUUGGGCCUUAGUACUUGUAGACGACCCUUCUAUUGAUUUGGUUCUCCC